Messenger RNA from Microplitis mediator, 1519 nucleotides. RefSeq names its product protein farnesyltransferase subunit beta (gene Fntb). Gene Ontology annotation, cellular component: protein farnesyltransferase complex. NCBI's taxonomy places the organism in Eukaryota, Metazoa, Arthropoda, Insecta, Hymenoptera, Braconidae. The record is from RefSeq and is a predicted model, not a curated record. Gene Ontology annotation, biological process: protein farnesylation. Gene Ontology annotation, molecular function: protein farnesyltransferase activity. The transcript is spliced from 7 exons. Bases 173 to 1387 code for a protein of 404 amino acids.
GUUGUAAUUUUUUUAUUUAUACGAAUAAAUUUUUAAAAAAUUCAAUUCUUCAGUAAUUGAAUAGUUUUUAUUUUUGAUUUUAGUUGUAAUAAUAAUAAUAACCAGUGUUUUAAAAAAGUGUUGAUAAAUAUUAUCAAUAAAGUAUAAAAUAAAAAGUAAUCAUUGAAUUAAAAUGUAUGAAAUUGAUAGCGAUAAUAAUAUAAAUAAUGAAGAAACAUUACGAACAUUCAAAGAAUUGUUAUUAAUAACUCAGGAUGAUGAAGAUUUUGAAACAACGUCAUCUGUAGAACAAGAAGCUGUUGAAGAAAGUUGUUUACAAUUAUAUAAGGUCGCUGAGGACCCAAAAUUAUUACGUGGCCGUCAUUUGUCCUGGUUAAAAAAAUCAUUAAACAAAUUAUCUGAAGGCUACGAGUGUUUAGAUUGCAGUAGACCAUGGUUAUGUUAUUGGUCAUUACAUGCAUUAAAUCUAUUAGGGGAACAAUUACAUGAAGAAGAUAAUAAAAAAGUUAUUAAUUUUUUAUCUAAAUGUCAAGAUCCUUUGGGAGGUUUUGGGGGUGGGCCGAGUCAAUUUCCUCAUUUAGCAUCAACUUAUGCUGCUGUUUGUGCAUUAUGUACUAUUACAAGUAAAGAAGCAUAUGAUGCUAUUGAUAGGAAAGGAUUAGUCCGUUUUUUUCGUACGUUAAAAUUUGCAGAUGGAAGUUUUUCGAUGCAUAGAGACGGCGAGCUUGAUAUCAGAGGAGUUUAUUGUGCGAUUGCUGUCGCUAAAUUAACAAAUGUUUACACGGAAGAGCUUUUUAAGGGCACAGAUGACUGGAUUUCGAGGUGCCAGACCUGGGAAGGCGGGUUUGGAGGUUGUCCAGGCAUGGAGGCGCAUGGUGGUUACACUUACUGUGGUCUCGCGUCGUUAGUUUUGAUGGGAAAAGUUGAUAAAUGUGAUCUAUCAUCGUUACUGAGAUGGUUAGUAAAUAAACAAAUGAAAUUAGAAGGAGGUUUUCAAGGGCGUACAAAUAAAUUAGUUGAUGGCUGUUACUCAUUUUGGCAAGGAGCUUCAUUUCCUUUAAUAAGUGCUAUUUUAUCUAAGGAAAAAAAUUAUUUUAAUUCAAAUAAUUACUGGCUGUUCGAUCAAAAAGCACUGCAAGAAUAUAUUCUUGUUUGCUGUCAAAAUCCUUACGGUGGAUUUUUAGACAAACCCAAAAAAAAUCGUGAUAUUUAUCAUACAUGUUAUGUACUAAGUGGUCUCUCGAUAGCUCAGAAUUCACCUACCCCAACUAUUCUAGGCCAACGGUACAUAAAUUUGGUUGAAUCGACUCAUCCACUCUACAAUCUAGUAUCUCCUUGUGUCACCAAGGCUAUAAAUUAUUUUGAUAAACUGCCAAUACCUGACUAAAAUAAAUUUUUAAAAAAAGUUUAUUAAAGAGUUUAUUAAAAUCCUUAUGAUGGACCAACAAUUAAAUGAGCAACAUUCAAAAUGCCAAUUGUAUUGAAUUUAAAAUUUUCACUAUUUAAUUAUUAUUGAUGU